This is a messenger RNA of Paramecium pentaurelia, 2590 nucleotides long. Lineage: Eukaryota; Ciliophora; Oligohymenophorea; Peniculida; Parameciidae. The record is from the annotation of a GenBank genome assembly.
AUGAUAAAGUCAUCACUUAAGUGUGUGAAAUGUUAAUUGGAGACAAAAGAAAGUUCAUCUUAUAAAGCAAAAUGUGGACAUUUAUAUUGUAAUAAAUGCAUAGAUCAAAUUACUGCUGAAGGUGGUUCGAAUUGUUCAGAGAAAUAAUGCUCUAAUUUUCUGAAUAUAGCAGAUCUUAUGAAUAGACAAUUCCAAAAAUUAUCUGGUAGCAAUCAAAUGGUAUUUGGUAAACAGGUUACCAUGUUUGCAGGAGAUCCAAAAAAAUUGAGUAAAAUUGGUAGUAAUCAUAGCAUCACCAUCUCAAUAAAACAAAGCAACAGCUGUAAAAUAGAACAAUUAAAACUUAAAUACUCCAAGAAAAUAAGAGAAAAAUACUCAACCUAGAAGAUCAAUUUAAGAACGUUCUCCUGUGCCAAUUUAAACAAAAUCUAAAUCUUAAAUGUAGAAAUUAACAGAUAGAGUUUUAUAGUAAUAAAAUAGUGCAAAGGUCAUUAACCCUAAAUAACAAUAAGGAUAAUAAGCAUAAGUAAAUCAAUAAUAACAAGUGUAAUAACAAAAAUAAUAACAAUCAAAAUUGAUAUAAUAAAAUGUUUAAAUCUAACCACAAAAACAAGAAAUCAAAAUAGAUAUUGAUAAUAGAAUGACAGAAUCAGUUUCAUAUAAAUGUGAUUAUUGUCAUUCUAAUAAUUAAGGUUUAUUUCAUAAUGAAAUAUGUGAUCAUAGAUUAUGUUAUGAUUGCAUAUAAAAAUAUUAUGAAGAUUAUUGUGUCUGUUUUGUUAAGGAUUGUGGUUGGUAAAUUAAUCAAGAAUAAUUAAAUCAAUUUAUGUUAACAUAUGUUACAUUUUAAUUAGAGGAAGUUCAAGAAAUCAAAUUAAAAAGACAAUAAUCAUCAAAUGAUUAAUAAGACAUAUUAAUAAGCAAAUUUUAAUUUGAAGAAGUUACUUUAUAACAUAUGUAAAUAUCUAAUAUGAAUGAAUUCAUUAAAACUUUUGAUGAACUUAAAAUUAAAGAAAAAAAUUAUAUUGAUCUUAGAUUUGGUCCUAACGAUAGAAGUGUUGGAUCUAAUUAUUAAGCUACAUGGUAAAGAUUGAAUGUUAUUUUCAAUGGAGAUUAUUAAUUUUUUGCCAAAGCUAAUGAUAACAAAAGAUUUGGUCUUGGAAAAUAUAUUGGACCCUAAGAUAUCAUACAAGGAUAAUUAGGAAAUUGUUAUUUAUUGGCUUCAAUUUCUGCUUUGGGAAAUAGAAGACCUGAUUUAUUAUUAGAUGUUUUUAUUACUAGAGCAAUUAAUGAAUAAGGAAUAUAUUGUAUAAGAUUAUGUAUAGAUGGAAUAUGGAAAGCUAUCUAUGUAGAUGAUUACUUUCCAGUUUAUCCUAAUUUAACACCCAUAUUUACUAAAGCUAAAAAUAAUGCUAUUUGGGUUAUGGUAUUAGAGAAAGCUUGGGCUAAAUUAUUUGGAUCUUAUCAAAAUAGUGCAUCAGGUUCAAUGUAAGAAGUACUUAGAGCAUUAACUGGAGCACCAACUGAAGUUAUAUGGACUCAAUCUCCAGAAUUUAUUGCUCAACUUAGAAAAUGUCUUGCAAAUAAAGUUAUUAUGGUUGCAGCUACUUAAAGUAGUGAUAUUUAACCAAUUACAUAAGGAUUGGUUCCAAAUCAUGCUUAUUCUGUUCUUAAAAUAAGAUAAAUUAAUCAUCCAAAAAGAGGAUAAGUAGAACUUUUGAAAUUAAGAAACCCUUGGGGAAAAAAAGAAUGGACAGGAGAUUGGGGAUAAGAUAGUCCAUUAUGGACUCCAUAAUUAAGAUAAGAAUUAAAAUUAGAUACAGAAGAUUCUGGUGUAUUUUAUAUGGAUGUUGGAUCAUUUAUGUAAUAAUUUAGAGAUAUUCAUAUUUGUCAUGUUAAACAAGAUUAUUAAUAUUCUGCAACAUAAAUCAAAUCAAAUAAAAAAAAGGCUGUUUAUUAUUCUUUUAAAAUUACUAAAGAAGGAGAUUAUUAUAUUACUAUAAAUUAAAGAAAUUAAAGAUUUUAAGGAAAUCCAAAAUAUAGUAAUGCAAAAUUAUUUAUUUGUAAAAAAGAAGAAAAUAAUACAUAUACAUAUGUAGCUGGUAAAUUAAGUUAAUUUGGAGAAGUAUGGUGUAAAUGUACUUUAACAAAAGGUGAAUAUAUUGUAUUUGCUAAAGUAAUUUGGGAAUAUCAUUAAGAAUUUUUCUUUGUUCUAUCUUCAUAUGGAAUUGAAAAACUUGAAUUUAAAUAAAUAAAAAAGAUUCCUGAAAUGCUCCCAAGUGUUUUCAUAAAGAAAGGUCUUGUUUAAUAACCUAAAAGAAGUUAUGAUACUAUGGGAUAACCAAAAAUAUAAAGUUGUUAUAAUUUAGAUAGAUUAGAUGGUUGGGGUUAUUAUUUUAUUGACAAUUAAUCAAAUGUUAAAUUAAUUAGUAAAAUAUCUUUCCAUAAAUUUUAUGGUCUAAGAUUUUGUAAACCUCAUAGAGGAGUAACACUCAAUAUUGAACUGCCUCCUGGGAAAUAAUUUAUUGCUAUAAUCAAAGUACUAUCUGGAUAUGAAAUAGAAUUUACUUAAAAAGUUCAAUUUUAACAAUGA